Molecule: messenger RNA, 3768 nt
Organism: Capsicum annuum
Lineage: Eukaryota; Viridiplantae; Streptophyta; Magnoliopsida; Solanales; Solanaceae
Product: extensin-2-like
Exons: 1
Source: RefSeq, a predicted model, not a curated record
UCACCUCCACCCCCAUCACCAUCUCCCCCACCAACCUACUAUUAGUAUUCAAAUCCUUCUCUUGAAUCAUUUUCCACCAUCUUCACCCCAUCACCAUCUCCCCCACCAACCUACUAUUAGUAUUCAAAUCCUUCUCUUGAAUCAUUUUCCACCAUCUUCAUGAUUUAUUAACUCCUUUUCAUCCUCCAUCAGAGUAUUACCGUUUCCUUUUCCAAAAUUUUAUGUAUGCUUCCCAAAAUGAUCGGCUUGCAUGCUGUGUGUUCUUUUGUUCUAAUAAUUCGUGAUAUUUAUCAUUUGAGAUUUCCAUUAUUUUGGCUUAUUGUAUCAAGAUUCUAUUUUGGUGUAAUUUAUCAAGAAUUCUAAUUUGCUCAAAUAUUAUCUUCUUUUUGUCUAAUAUUUCUCUAGAGCAUUUUCUUCUCAAGUAUUGUUUAACAUGGGAAAAAAAAAAGAGUGAGGAAAGGUGCAAGAUAUAGUCAUGGAUCGAUGCUUCAACACAAAUUCCUUUUUGACUUACUGGCUACUGCUGUGAAUAUGGAUUAUAAUUGUACUUAUCAGUUUUUAAGAAAAUAAAAUUAUAUAAACUAACCAGAAGAAUAAAGGAAUGAAGAUAGUUUUACUUUAGACAUAAAUAUUCUUUUUCUAAAAAGCUUCAUCCAUUGGAAAUAUUUCAAAAGAUAUAAAACUAAAUUAAAACACCUUAUUAAAAUACAGCAUUUACCGUGAAAAUUAUUUUUAGGAAAAGAACCACCGGUGCCGGUAGCUGCUCCCCCGCUUGCUAUGUCAGUGACUCCCUUCUUAUUGCUCCUAUGUAUCUUUCAGUCUGUAGGUUCUUUCCCUUUCCUUUCCUACUCUUUCACAGUUUUCCGAGCUAUUUCAAUCAUUGUAAUCGUUCGUUCGGUUUCGAGCUUAUUCCAAAAUUUGACUUUUCCCCUGCAUUUGCAUGUUAGUGUUGAUGUACUCGCUCCAUUUUAUUUUGUUUGUUUUAGUUUCGACUUCACAGAGUUUAACAAAGUAAAAGAGACUUUUGAAUUUGUAGCCUUAAACUAAAGAUAGUUAUGAUGUAUUAAAAUGUCCUCUAGUCUUGAAAUUGAGAUAUUUUUUCUGGAUGGACUAAAAUUGAAAGUAAGUCAAACAAAUUGAAACGGAUGAAGUAUAUAUAUCUAAAACCGUACAGAUUUGUUAUCAAGCUAGUAAAGGGGUAAAGGUAACAGCUUUAAGUAUUUUAAGUUGAUGUGAUUUUUAGGAUUUUAAAUACUUAUACAUUUCCCAUUGAUAGAUUCUUAGGCUUGGAGUAAUUUGUUAAGGCAUAAAAUAUUUUGCUUGAAAAGCCUAGGUUCCAUUACCCUGCCAAUAGUCUCCGUUAGUUGUCAUUGUUUGAUGUUCAGAGUUAGUCCUCUUUAGGGACUGUGGCAUACGUUGUCCUGAUUUAGGUUAUAACAAUUAUCUUCAAGGCCAGUAGUUGGUCGCCUAUAUGAGUCCUGAUUCACCAUUUCGCGCUCUAUAUUUGUUUUUCAUUCCAAUACUUAAUAAUUUGUCUUUUAGGAAGAAUGAUGGGUUCUCCACCAUUAAGGAUUCUUUAAUUUUCAUACUUAUCCCUACUCUGCCAUAUACUUCCUCCCAAAACAAAGAAGACUCAUGUCAACACCGGCCUAACGUAAGUGUACCAAGAUGUAUUUAGCUAAGUGCGAAACAGGUUUCGUGCUUUGCCUCGGCUAAGUGGCUUCAGUGCACACAACUAUAUGGAUAUUAGGCUUGUGUUAUGUUCUUCACUAAAUCCAUAUGAACUCCAAGAUAUUGUAGAAUCUUUAAGGGAACUUUCCGCCAUAUGAUUUUUGUUCUAUCUUAUUCCUCCUUAACACAUUCAGUUUUCAUGUUGUGUACAUCUGCAGUCGCUUUCCACUUAGGAGUAGGACAUAGAUCAAACCAACUACUUCUACUAUAGCAUGCCAUUUUUUCUUUUUCUUUUUUCCUCUAUCCGUGUGCACAUCCUACCUGAUGUGGUUACUUCUAAUCUUGUAUUUGUACAUGUAAAAGAACAAAAUAUUAUCCUAAAGGUCUAGCUACAGGCUAUUAAUGCUUUUUUUUUUUUUUGAAUAAGCAAUUCAUAUGCUAAUUUUAGAAGAGACUCGUAGGAAUUUGCUUUUUUUCUCCGAAAAGGGUGAUCAUGGGGAGCAUCAUUCAAGAAGUCCUGCAGAGAACACUUCAGCAAGGUGUUUGGCAUAGCACUAUGCUCCACUUCUCUUGCCUGGUUUUUAUCUGGUCGAGAGAAUGCGAGGGGUUACUGCCUCAUUCGUUAAUUUAAAACACAUCUGACCAAGUAGUGUGAAAUUUUAGUUUUUAUGAGGCGAAGUGAAAAAGAUCAAGAAGUUGGUUACCCAAAUAAAAUUCUGCAAUCAAAGUCACUUAAACUUAUCAGAUAACAGUAAAAUAUUAUUAUCCAACUAGGUUUCUUGUUGUAUUAAUCAGAAAAGAGUUAUCUGAAGCCAAACAAAACUGGCAAUAUGUGUAGCAUUUCUUAGAUUUUUACACAUUUUAGCAAAUUUAUAACAUAAACAUUUUGUAAUAAUUUUCAGAAUUUCUGUGUUUUCUGGUAGCUUUGACGUGAUCUUAUAUAGAGAGAGGAGCCCAGUGCUGAUAGCUGUUGCAUUUUUGUUCAAACUCUAGAUUAUAAGCCAAGUUACAGAUUCUGGCUUUGAGAAAACGACAAAGAAAAGGCCCUCAUUUCUUUUUUCUGUUUAUUGUUAUGAAAUAGUCAAUCUUUAACUACUUUCUGGUGUAUAUAUAUAUCCUCUUUAUUUUUAUUUUCAAUAUUGUAUUCAAAUUAUCAUUUCUCAGCAGAUAAUGCCUCCCACUUAGUACUGAUUAAAGUCUUUAUUUGGGCAUUGCUCUAAGUUUAGUGGGCAAGUGGGCAACUAAGAAGCUAUUACAUUAAUGUUGAGAAGGAUUUCACCUUGCUCUAUAAAAACCAGAGCUCCCUACUCAGCUAUGCAACACAGAGUCUUAGUUCUAUCCUUCACUUCUCUAAGUAUAUAGUAAUUUGUUCCAAGCAAAAUGAAAAACUUAGGAAAGUUGGGCCAAUGGUCCUUUCUGACACCUGCUUUGGCAAUUUGCAUAGUAGUCAGCACCGUUGUUGCUGAUUACUCUUAUGAGUAUACUUCUCCCUCACCUUCACACAACCCUAACAAAUACUACAAAUCACCAUAUCCAUCCAAGUAUCACGUACCCACCCCUUAUUACAAGAAGCCUUCUCCAUCACACUACUACUACAAAUCACCAGCACCUUCAAAGCACGCCAAUUACAAGUCACCAUCACCAGUAAAAUAUUACAAAUCACACUUCCCAGCAAAAUAUUACAAGUCGCCCAUUGUAACAAAGUACUAUAAGCCACGUGCUCCUUCAAAACAUUACUACAAAGCUCAUGUUCCUUCAAAGCAUUACUACAAUUAUCCAUCUCCUUCAAAGCAUUAUUAUAAGUCACCGGUUGCAACAAAGUAUUACAAGUCACCUACACCUUCAAAGUAUUACUACAAGUCACCUACUCCUUCAAAGAACUACCACAAGUCCCCAUCACCAGCAAAGUACUACAAGUCUCCGUCACCCACAAAGUACUACAAGUCACCUACUCCGUCAACACACUAUUACUACAAGUCACCAUCCCCAACAAAAUAUUCCAAAUCACCUGCUCCAUCUAAAUACUACAAGUCACCUUCACCAACGAAAUAUUACAAGUCACCAAUUUACUACAAGUCUCCACCACCACCACCAACU